Molecule: messenger RNA, 1698 nt
Organism: Lytechinus variegatus (green sea urchin)
Lineage: Eukaryota; Metazoa; Echinodermata; Echinoidea; Temnopleuroida; Toxopneustidae
Exons: 4
Coding region: 112-699 (195 amino acids)
Source: RefSeq, a predicted model, not a curated record
AUAAAAGAUGAAACGUUCUAAAUCCCUUCUUAGAUUUCUGAAACUCCUGAUUGGGCGACGAUCAUUCAAUAUUCUUUCUAAUUCACUAAAAUUUGAAGAAACCAUCGGCAAAUGUACAUCACAAUGGCAAAGAUGUUGAUGAUUGUUCUGUGCCUUGCUGCAUGCUGUCUACUCGGCGGUAAUGCCAUACAUACUGUCCCACAGCUUCAGGCAGAGGCGUACAUUGGCAGAUGGUAUCAGGUGUAUACUAACUUUUGGGCUGAUCUCUUCUCGAACAUUUUCGAACCAGACUGCGUAACAGCUGACUAUGCUCUUUUGAACAGUACCUACGUAUCUGUAUAUAACGCCAACUGGCGUUUUGAUGAAAACCGCACUGAUGACAUUAGUGGCUAUGCAUACAUCGUCGAUGUCAAUGAUCCCGGUAAACUCAAGGUCGUCCUCGAUGGCGUUCCCGUAGAAGGAGAUUAUUGGAUUUUCAAGCUCGGUCCGAUCAUCGAAGGUCAAUACCAAUACAGCCUGAUCACCGACGGCGAAGCUGCCCGACAGCUUUUUGUCCUCGCCCGUGAUCCUGCAGAGUUUGCUGAGCUGUAUGACAAGGAGGUGAUGGAGUAUCUACCCCUUCAUGGGUUCACCGGGCCACGCAAGGAACCUUACGCCAUCACGCACAAUGAUGACUGCGUAUACCCACCAAGAAACUAAGACGAUCUGCACACACAAUAAUAAGCGUCAUCAGUGGGUUUUCCCGCCGCUAUGCUGAACGCUUUCAAGAACAUAGAAAAUUUAUUGUCAUAUGCCUUUCAUGACAAAGAGCAACCAAGAAGUCUUUGUCGAAAAUUGGAGAAUCAAAACAGCUGCCUUCUAAUUUUUAUGAUAAUUCUUCAGCUUUUCUUCAGUUCCGAAACUUGGACAAAACUGUUGUUCCGGUUCACCGAAUUUCGACAAAGACCUCUCAGCUGUUCGUUGUCAUUUUUCGGGCAUUUUGAAUAUAUUUACUGUGUUCUUGAAUUCGCUUUGCGUCCAAGCGCGAAAACUAACUAUUGUGAAACCCAAUAUCAAAGACAUGGUUUAGUUCAACCCGGAAUUCUGAUGGGAUUUGGACUUCUUGUAUUAAUAGAAUGAAAAGGUAACGCGUCUCGUUUGACGUAUGUGCUAAUUUUACUUGAAUUUGUAAGUUGAUGCAUUUUUAUGUAUCUAUCUAUUUCAUCAAUUGAUAAUUUGUAUUGUAUUUAAAAGAAAUUCCAUGUAUUAAAGCUUCCAAAAGUUUCAGGUGAAUAAUGAAGCAAGAUUAAUGGAACAGUGCAAGAGAAAUAUAUAUUUAUAUGAAACUAUAUAAUCUAUACUUAUUCAUGGUAUCAUUUACUGUGGUUUCCUCCAGUAUUUUGUUUGUGAUUUUCUUGAUUGAUUCGUUAUUAGUUCUCUCUUCGAUAAUAGUUCUUGUACAUAUUAUUUUCGUAGAUUAUGUUUUUCAAUAUAAUUAUGUUCAUUUAUUUAUAUCCAUCUAAUAACAUCUCUGUAAUUCCUUAUUUUCAUUAUCAAAUUUUUCACGCAAUAUGUAAACCAAUGAAUAAAAGUGGUUUAAAAACAAAAUCAAUUUCUAACGUAUUUUCAUUUUCAUCUUCAAUAAAGAUUUCAUAUAAGUCAAUAGUAAAAUAACAUUUUGUAAAAUGUGCAACGUUUUUCAAUUACCCCCAAAAUACU